CAGCGGCCUCACUAGGGCUCGGUUUCCGCAGGUCUGCGGGGCGGAGUCAGCGCGCAGGGGCGGGACUUCAGAAAAUAGCAAGGAGGAGACAGCAGUCAGUCAGACCCCGGCUCCGAGGACGGGCUCCGGGCUGAGCGCGGCAGCCAUGCAGGCGGCAGGCGCUGGCAGCGCAGGACAAGGCAGGCUGGGCCGGGGCGGCCCGGCUGAUCACCGCAUCCCCCACAGCGCGGACGCGGCCGGCGCCACAUCCAGCGGAGCUUCUCCUGUCGCGCGAGCACAGAGUGCCCCAGGGCCGAGCGGAGACGCCGAGGCCACAGCCAGCAGACCGGGAAACCGACUACAUAUUUUUGCCCUACGAGUGUCGUUCCCGUCCCCCUUGGAGGCAGACAUCGCCCAUGGAUCCCUGGCCCCAGAUGCAGAACCCCACCGAGGGGUGGUCCGGAAGGACUUAACAGUGAACGGCAGCGUCCUAGCGGUCCGCUGGAGAGCUGAAGAUUCUGGCCUCCUCCGAAUUUCCAUCAUCAACUUUCUUGACCAGCUUUGCCUGGUGAUGCGGACUCUGCAGCGCUUUGGAACCCCUCUUUCUCGCUGAGCCUGGGGUAGCAAAAGGGGGCCGAAGGCCCACCUUGUGUGACCUCCUGGACAAUGGACCCUUCCUACGGCAGUGAUUCCUGCAAUAGUCGCCACUUUAUUAUGGGGCCCUGGGCACUUGGGGCACUCGGAGUCUGCUUGGUUUGUUUGGUGCUUAAGUGGUUGGUCCCGCAGAAAAUAAACUGACCUGCUAGUCCAUGCCUGAGUUUCUUUUCAACGACAGCACCUAAUAUUCUUGCCUUUGUCCCAGGAUUGAAGGGGAGGUCUGGGAUUCAGUUAUUCGACUACUCCAAGGUAACAAGACAAUUUGGAAAAUGGAAGAUGGGUCCUGUCCUUUGGUCAAUAUUUUGGAAUCCACUGUCAACAUUUUGGAAUCUUUCCUUAGUUUUAUAGCUGUAUUUAUAUAGUCAGUGUAUAACAAUACACAAUGUAUAUUAUUUUGCAACUGUAGCAUGUUUAUUGAGACUUUUCAUCUAACAUGAAUUUUUCCUCUUUCUAAAAAUUCCUCAAAAGCAUUAUUGAAUGGAGACAUAAAAGAGACAUUAUAAUGUAAUUAUUGACCAUUUGAAUUGUUUUUCAACUUUUGUCCUGUUAUAGGUAACGAUUCGAUGGAAUUCUAUAUAAAUCUUUGCGUGAAUGAUUGUUUCCUUAACAUAGAUUCCAAGAGGUAGAUUUACUGAGUUAAAUAUUUAUGAUUUACUUUUUAAAGCUCUCAAUCUACAGGACAGAAUUGCUCUCCAGAAAAUGUACCUUCCUGUCAGAAUGCUGGUUUCCCACAUCUUUGUCACCACUGGGCCUCCUUGGCAAAAAAUUUUUGAAACUUAGUUUGCAUGAGAGAGGAAACAACCCAGAAAUACUAGACUCCGAGCCUUGUGGGCUGACUGGCCUUGUCUCAGGUCAGUGUAGAAAAACAGCUCUUUUAUAGAUGGCAUCAGAUUUUCUCGAAGAUGAUCAUUUUUUCCCAGAAUAAAGGUGGUUUUACAUCCUUUUCA
Molecule: messenger RNA, 1583 nt
Organism: Pteropus alecto (black flying fox)
Lineage: Eukaryota; Metazoa; Chordata; Mammalia; Chiroptera; Pteropodidae
Gene: LAGE3
Product: L antigen family member 3
Exons: 4
Coding region: 146-592 (148 amino acids)
Cellular component (GO): EKC/KEOPS complex
Source: RefSeq, a predicted model, not a curated record